Molecule: messenger RNA, 579 nt
Organism: Coniophora puteana RWD-64-598 SS2
Lineage: Eukaryota; Fungi; Basidiomycota; Agaricomycetes; Boletales; Coniophoraceae
Exons: 3
Coding region: 1-579 (192 amino acids)
Source: RefSeq, a predicted model, not a curated record
AUGAGGGCGUACAAUACCGCCGUGCUCAAGAUGAACAAACAGGCUGCAAUCGGCUCGUUUGUUCUUCGUACUGCGCUAUGCAAUGGCAUGGACUUCCACCCGAAGAAGAUUUGGCGCUAUCUCAAGGACGCGCAUCUUGAUGGCCUGCUGCUCCGCGCGCCGGACGCGCUCUUUGACUCUGCUUGGCUGAACACGGAUAAGUUGCAGCUAGAUCGCCCUCCUCAGCCUUUAUUCAGGAGUUUUGCUCAGUUCUUCGAUACCCCCACCAACGCGAGCGGUGCCCCACUGACGCUUGGAUUUGAGGGUUUCUUCAGGGGCGCAUACUCGUAUCACUUCCACAACUUCUGGUGGAAACCAUUCGAUACCACGCGGAACUGGCCUGACCUGGGCCCUCGCUUCAUGGCUGGAGAGAUCGUGGCUCGUGGUGCCGCGAACCCGGACCUCGACCCGGAUGAAUGGGACGACCUGCUGUCAGACGACAAGACGGACCUGGACUGGGCUACUGUGCUCAAGCGUACUUUCGAGUCAUUCGUUCGAGGCGAGCGCCCAAAUAUGUACGGCGAGUGGAUCAGGUGGUAA